UUUGAACCAUUUGACCUAGAUGAGCGCGUUUUCUGUAUCCUUUCGGUGCUAGUCAUGGAUGAGGAUAAGCCUAUUAAACUCAAUACGAUUCCCGUUACACUUCUUAAACGAAGAAAAAGGGUUAGCCGGGAUAUAAUCAAACAGCAGCGCCUGCGUUCUGAGGAGUUACGCAAACGUGCCCGAAAACGCAGAAGUCUUAUCCAACCUCCGAUCCGUUUUAUAAAAACGGGUCUCAGGCGGUCGUACGAUGAGUUACGUUUGCAGCGGAUCGCUAAACGCAAAUCUCCGUUUUCAACAACUGAUCAACCAAGACUGGGUGUUGUAAUCCGGUUAAAGGACGAUGAAGAGCAACUCGCGGAUGUUUGUAAAGAUGUGUUCAGAUUACUUCGUCUUGACACCCACAAUCAAGCUGUUUUCAUCAAAAUUACAAAGGCUACUCUUAGUCUGUUGAAUAUUGUUUCGCCUUAUGUGGUAUGGGGUUAUCCGUCCCUGCAAGUGGUACGCGAUAUGGUUAUGAAGCGUGGGCGUACUAUGCUUGGUAGACACAAACAUUCAAUCGACAACAAAGUAAUUGAAGAGAAACUAGGUCACUGUGGGAUUUUGUGUAUAGAAGACAUUAUCCACGAACUCGUAACUGUUGGUCCAAACUUUAUGGCGGUUCAGCGCUUUUUAUGUCCAUUCAAACUUAUGUCAUCCAGUCGUGAUUGGAUGUCAGGCUCACGGCGCUGUCACGCUCGUGUUGAUUCUCUAACAGGGUUUCGAGAAGAACAAUUAAAUGAAAUGAUUCGUAGAAUGAUAUGAUUGUGUAAAUAAAGAAUGUAUAGGUAUUAUCCGCGAUUAUUACUUUUCUGCAUAUAUUAUAUGAGUAUACAAAAAUCUGUCUUGUCUCAAAAUUUCUGUAACUGUGCUACUCUUUUUGGUUACUGAUAAAAGUUUUUCACAUGGAAGGAUUAUUUCUAUUGUCAUGUCAGUCGAUUCGCAGUAUUACCUUUGUAUUUAUUGAUCUUGCG
Schistosoma spindalis is the source of this 1010-nucleotide messenger RNA. Lineage: Eukaryota; Metazoa; Platyhelminthes; Trematoda; Strigeidida; Schistosomatidae. The record is from the annotation of a GenBank genome assembly.